UUAACUAACAGAUUGUCAAUCCACAUGAAAACAAAUCACUAAUGCAUUUUCGUUUAAUGCGGAUGUGUUUCAAAACCUAAUAGUAGGCUAUAUUAACUUAGCCGGUUGUAUCGCGCAGCUGUGUGAACUUGAACGUCCUUUUGUCCAAAACACUCGUAUUUAACUGUGUGUAGGUGUUUCUCGGCAAUGCACACCGACUGUAGGCCCGAUAGCACGCGUUGGCCACUGGGUGUCGCUCUGGAGCAAAAAAUGGCGCGGCAUCUCCCCCACCCCCUAAACAUCUCCGAAUGUGUGCAUGUGUGCGAAUGUGUAGCGCCGAGAAACUCAGAAUGGCCAGAUUCACUCAGACUGAGACAAGAAGGGAGCAGCACCCACAGCCGCCCCAUCCCGCUUACUCCAGCCUGCUUUUCACUGGACCCGGGGCAGCACCGACCCAACAUCCACUCCUCCUAAUCCCGCACCAGCACCAGUACGCUCAGAUCCCAUUUCCUAAACCCAUGAACGGGUCAGAAUCCAUCUCCAUUCAUCCGGAGAACGGCACCAUGAAAGAUCAAGAUGCCAUAAAACUCUUUAUCGGGCAAAUACCGCGGAACCUUGAGGAAAAAGACCUGAAACCAUUAUUCGAACAGUUUGGGAAAAUCCACGAAUUGACUGUAUUAAAGGACCGAUACACCGGCAUGCACAAAGGCUGCGCGUUCCUCACCUACUGCGCCCGCGAGUCGGCCAUCAAAGCCCAGAACGCCCUCCACGAACAGAAGACACUGCCGGGGAUGACUCGCCCCAUCCAGGUGAAGCCAGCUGACAGCGAGAGCCGUGGAGAAGACAGGAAGCUGUUCGUGGGGAUGCUGAACAAACAGCAGACGGAGGAGGACGUGUACCGUCUUUUCGAACCCUAUGGAGUCAUCGAGGAGUGUACUGUGCUAAGAGGUCCGGAUGGAAAUAGUAAAGGCUGCGCCUUUGUAAAGUUCUCCACACACGCUGAAGCUCAGUCUGCAAUCAGCGCCCUGCACGGCAGUCAAACCAUGCCAACUGGCUCCGAUUCUCUCCUCCCUCAGGGCGCAUCGUCCAGCCUGGUGGUCAAGUUUGCCGACACGGACAAGGAGCGCACCAUCCGCCGCAUGCAACAGAUGGUGGGCCAGUUUGGCAUCUUCAACCCUGCCAUCGCCCUGCCCUUCAGCACCUACAGCACCUACGCGCACGCGCUGAUGCAGCAGCAGGCGGCCCUCAUGGCUUCCAGUCACGGUGGCUACCUGGCGCCCAGCGUGGCCUUUCCCACCACCCAGAUCCACCAGAUGGGGGCGCUCAAUAUCAACAGCCUGCCACCCACCCCCAUGACCCCGGUGUCGGGUGAGUUUCAUCAGACACUGGCAGGCCUCAGCUCACCGCCUGCCAACAUCACCACAUCAGCCGUCCCCAGCAUUGUCACUCCUAUCGUCAACGGCUUUACCAGCAUCCCUCACCAGCCCAACGGACACCCUGCGGUCGAGGCCAUGUACACCAACGGACUGCCCUCUUAUUCCACCCAAAGCCCCACGGCUGCAGACACCCCACAACAGGCCUUCACCGGGGUGCAGCAAUAUACAGCCAUCUACCCAGCGACCACACUGACCCCUAUUGGCCAAAGCUUGCCACAGCCACCGCAAGUCAUUCAACAGCAGCAGCAGAGAGAAGGUGAGGGACCAGAGGGCUGCAACCUCUUCAUCUACCAUCUACCGCAGGAAUUUGGCGACAACGAACUCAUGCAGAUGUUCCUCCCAUUUGGUACAGUCAUCUCCUCCAAGGUCUUCAUGGACAGAGCCACUAACCAGAGCAAAUGUUUCGCCACAAACCGGAGCGCUGCCUUUUAA
Sinocyclocheilus rhinocerous is the source of this 1847-nucleotide messenger RNA. RefSeq names its product CUGBP Elav-like family member 5. NCBI's taxonomy places the organism in Eukaryota, Metazoa, Chordata, Actinopteri, Cypriniformes, Cyprinidae. The record is from RefSeq and is a predicted model, not a curated record. The coding region runs from base 288 to 1847 and encodes 519 amino acids. Gene Ontology annotation, molecular function: RNA binding. The transcript has 13 exons.